ACCUCGAGAGCCCUCCUCACCAUGACGUGGCACUUCGAUCUCCGACACGCACCGUGACCCUUUCCUCUUCCCAAAGAGAAAACCCUAAUUCUCUCUCUCUCUCUCUCUCUCUCUCUCUCUCUUGCAUUGCGUUGCAGAAUCAAAUUGAGAAUUCAAAUUCAAUUUCCGAUUUCCGAUUUCCGAUUUCCGAUUUCUAUGAGCUGAACCCUAGAAAACAUGGCGGAGACGAGUCCAUCGAGCCAGUCGCGGUCGCUGACGGAGACGGUGAACGGUUCGCACAAGUUCGUGAUCCAAGGCUACUCGUUGGCGAAAGGCAUGGGAGUAGGGAAGCACAUCGCGAGCGACAAUUUCACCGUCGGAGGAUAUCAGUGGGCGAUAUAUUUCUAUCCCGACGGGAAAAACCCCGAGGACAAUUCCGCCUACGUUUCGGUCUUCAUCGCUCUCGCCAGCGAAGGCACCGACGUCCGAGCCUUGUUCGAAUUAACCCUAGUCGAUCAAAGCGGCAAAGGAAAACACAAAGUCCAUAGCCAUUUCGAUCGCGCACUCGAAAGCGGUCCAUACACUCUCAAAUAUCGCGGUAGCAUGUGGGGAUACAAGCGGUUUUUUAGACGAAAUUUGCUUGAGAGCUCAGAUUAUUUGAAGGAUGAUUGCUUGAAAAUAAAUUGUACUGUUGGAGUAGUGGUUUCGGCCACGGAUUGUCCGCGAUUACAUUCAAUUAGGGUUCCAGAGUCCGAUAUUGGAGCACAUUUUGGUGUGCUAUUAGAAAAUAUGGAAGCUUCCGAUAUUACUUUCGAUGUGGCAGGGCAAAAGUUCCGUGCUCAUAAGCUAGUACUCGCAGCUCGUUCCCCUUUGUUUCGAUCUGAAUUUUUCGAUGGCUUGGAGGAAGAUAAGCAGGAGAUUGCUGUAACCGACCUCGAACCUAAGGUUUUUAAGGCCAUGCUGCAUUUUAUAUACAGAGAUUCCCUUACAGAAGAAGUGGAGUCUGUGUCGUCUAGCUCGUCUUGUACGUCCCCGGUAUCAGACACGUUGACGGCUAAGUUGUUAGCAGCAGCCGAUCGGUAUGGUUUGGAGAGGCUUAGAAUGAUGUGUGAGUCUCACCUCUGCAAGGAUAUAUCAGUCAAUUCCGUUGCUGAAAUUCUUGCCUUAGCUGACCGCUAUCACGCCACCGAAUUAAAAGAAGUUUGCCUUAGAUUUGCUUCUGAGAACCUUGCAGUAAAGGUGGAAGACAGUGCCAGGAGAGGGUUGUGGGAGGAGUUGGCUGGAGCUUAUGAAAGAUGAAAGUGGUUUUGUGUGUAGUUGGGGGUUUUAAAGUCGUUUGCUUCCCUAGCUAGAGGCUGGGUUGUACUAGAUUUUUUGCUCUAUUAUGUGAUUUUCAGAGUUCAUUUUAGGUAUGAAUUUAAUUGAUCUACUUUUGGAAGGAGGCUCUUAUAAAUGGUCGAGCAACCAAGACAAUCUGUCCAUGUUUCAGAUCAAUAGGUUUUUGGUAUCCAUGGAAUAGGAGUAUACAGUGGUUACUUCCUUGCCUAUUUUUGGACCAUUUUGGUGUUCUUUUGGACAAUGGUGGUUUGAGGAUGGGAAGAUUCUUCUUCAAAUUUGAAGAUUUGUGUUUUUUGGAUUGAGUAAAAGGCCUGUGGGAUGGCUAUAACUUUCAAGGGCGCUUGAGUUUUGUUUUAGCUAACAAACUCGAGGUGCUCAAGGAGGAUUUGCAGGUGUGGAAUAAGCAAGAGUUUGGAGAUGUGGGGUUACCAAAAAAAAAAAAAAAGGGCCAUUGGCUGAUAUUGUGUUCCUUGAUGCAAAAUAGGGGAUAGGAAGGUUUGUCCUGAGAUGAUGAAGUUAGUAGAGAAGAAUUGAAGCAAAGUUGUGAAACCUUGCUCACUUGAAGAGAUCUUACGGCUUCAAAAGUUCAUAGUGGUUAAGGAGGGAAAAAAACAACACUAGAUUUUCCCACAGAUUUCAUUCAGGAGUUGGAGGUUGAUGGUUAUAGAUUGUUGUUUAUUCUGGUAGUGGAAGUUCUUAGUCACAUGCUCUUGAGAGUUGUGGAGGGAGGUUUAUUGGAUGGGUUUAGAGUGGGCAAGGCCACCUCCAAAGCUUUGUUAGUGUCUCACUUUUUGUUUGCAGAUGAUACCAUUUUAUUGGUGGUGCACUUGAGUGUAAUCCAUGCCUUUGUGCUUUGAAGCUGUAUCAGUUGGAAGUAAAUUUGAGCAGGAGUGAUAUAAUUCCAGUGGGGGAGGUUGGGAAUGUGGAGGACUUGGCUGCAUUGCUUUCUUGUGAGCAGUUAAACCAGGUUCAUAAGCUGGAUGUGCUAGAAGGAGAGAGAGGACUGUAUGAUGGUGAGAGAAAUCAAAUCGAGCCAGACAAAACUGGAGUUGGAUUUGGUUUUACUGCUGGAAGAAGCUGGAGGAAAAAAUGAAGGGUUCCCUACUCGGAAAAAGGGGAUAAGGAUAUCGGAUUUUUCCAUCGUCUAGCUAACUCUCAUAGAAGGUACAAUGCCAUCAACAACCUUAGAGUUGAUAACGUGAUGCUGUCUGAUACAGAGGCACUUUGGGAAAACAUUGUUCAAUUUUAUAGCAACAUGUAUUGUGAGCCUGAGAAUUGGAGACCUGAGGUAGAUGGCUUGUUUUUUUCAACCAUUAGUAAAAUAGAGGCAGCUCAGUUAGAGAGUUUGAAGAUGAUGGAAGUAUUGCAGGAUUUGGAAGAAAAUUUUUAUUACUCAUCAAAAAAAGGUGGGUUCAUUGUAGAUGACUUAUUUAUGUAUUGCCUUUGGGUGAUUCAUGCAAGGUAUCUAUGGUUUGGAAUACAGUUCUUGAAGGAUAUAAAAAUGGCUAUUAGAGUGGAAAAAGUUGUACCUUUUAAAGGGGGGCUCAUCUUACCCUUCUCAAGAUAAGGGGGUGUUUGGUUUGUGUUUUCAAACAACCAUUUUCAGUUUUUAAAUAGUAUUACACGUAUUUUUAUAUACUUUUUCACCCACACGUAUUUCCACAGAUGUUUUCAAACAAC
Quercus robur (English oak) is the source of this 2997-nucleotide messenger RNA. Its product is annotated as BTB/POZ and MATH domain-containing protein 4. Gene Ontology annotation, biological process: protein ubiquitination. Bases 217 to 1278 code for a protein of 353 amino acids. The record is from RefSeq and is a predicted model, not a curated record. Gene Ontology annotation, molecular function: protein binding. NCBI's taxonomy places the organism in Eukaryota, Viridiplantae, Streptophyta, Magnoliopsida, Fagales, Fagaceae. The transcript has 4 exons.